AUGAUUUCCUCUGGCACCUUUGAGGAAGAGAUUAGUUCUGUCUGUAUGGAUGCCAAAAAGCUAGGCCCUGGUUUGAGGGAUGCAAUCAGCUGGCUCCCUCAAGAGGUUCUGGGCGACAUCUUGUCCUUACUUCCGACCAAACUGGCUGCUUCAACAUCGGUUCUAUCGAAAAAGUGGAGGAAUGUGUUUGCCUUGGUGGAUAAUCUGGAUUUGGAUGAUUCUGUCUUCCUGCGACCGGAAGAGGGUAAGCUACGGAGGGAGGAGAUCCGGGAGAGCUUCAGGAGUUUUGUGGACAGAACACUCGCCUUGCAACGCGGUUAUCCUAUCAAGAAACUCUCUCUAGACUAUUGCAUUUUCGAAGACAGCGAGAUGGCGUCUAUGUCCCGGUGGAUAUGUAAUGUCGUAGAGCGUGGUGUGUUGGAAGUGGACCUAAGCAUAUGGACAAACUUUCAACUCUACCUGCCCUCUGAGCUCUUCACGAGCAAGACGCUGGUUAAGCUGACACUGGGAACAGAGAUUGGUCUCGGGAAGAUUCCUGGAGAUGUGUCUCUUCCAGCGCUUAAGAGUCUCUUCAUCAAUACCAUAUUUUUUACUUAUGGAGACCUGUGUGGUGUGCUUCUUCCCGGUUGCCCAGUGCUCGAGGAGUUAUCUGUACGUCACGUGGAGGAAGGAAAGCCGUUCUGCAUAUCGAGUCGGAGCAUCAAGAAACUAUCAGUUUACUACGACUUUGAGGCUGACCUUUCUUAUCUCGGUGGUAUGUCAUUUGACGCCCCGAAUCUUGUCUCCCUCGACUACCGCGACUAUGCCUUGGAUGAGUACCCACAAGUUAACUUGGAGUCCCUAGUCGAAGCUAAGCUGGAUAUCCAUUACUCUAAAAGCAACAAGAGGCCGGAUCUAACGGGUCUCAUUACAGGGAUGAGCAACAUCGAGACCCUCCAUCUUUCUCCCGCCUCUGCUGAUGUGAUUUCUCGAUGUGUCAAACAUGGACUACCUCUGCCGAUGUUCAACAAUCUGGCUAGUUUGUCUUUUGGGAGCAAGAAUCAGCGAGGUUGGAAACUGCUGCCAUGUCUGCUUAAGCAGUCUCCAAAGCUUGAAACUCUAAUAAUCCAGGAUCUGAAUGGUUACACAGGCGAUGCGACCAUUCCUCUGUUCAAAGUGAAGAUGUUGCAUGUUCUUGGUUAUGGAGGAACUGCUCAAGAGUUGCAACACCUGAAGAGUUUUCUUGUGGGAUCGGAAUGCCUCGAACUAGUGCGGGUGGAGAUUCCCGAGUGUGUUGAGGUUGAUAAUGGUAAAUUAUUGCAAACCCUUGGGGAUCUAAUGGCGGUUGUUGGAGCUGCAGCAUCCAAGUGCAAGGCCGAAGUCGCAGAUUAGAUCUAAGCUUAUACUCAUAAAUUGCUUCAUGUCGCAUUGCUCCUUCCAGGGAGCUACGUUUCUGUAACAUUAAAAACUCAUAAUUUAAGGAGACUCUUUUCUUGUUCUAGAUCCGUAGAUUAUUGUAACCUUAUUUAUUAUAAUUGGUGAUGUUUUAAAUUUUAAUUUAUUAAUUAAUAUGAGAGUGAAAAUAAAAUACCUUUUCUGAAAAA
Thlaspi arvense is the source of this 1583-nucleotide messenger RNA. The record is from the annotation of a GenBank genome assembly. NCBI's taxonomy places the organism in Eukaryota, Viridiplantae, Streptophyta, Magnoliopsida, Brassicales, Brassicaceae.